AUGCUGGCCAGACUGCGCAUGAUCCCGCAUAGUGCUCUCGAAGAAUAUAUUGGAAUCUCAAAUCGCGUUUACGGCCGCCCUAGGACAUUCCACUGUCGGCGAUUCCCUCCACUCUGGUCGCCAGAAAGGAAGUAUAGUACUUACGGGCUUGAACGCGCCAUCAGAGACCUAACCAGCGUGUAUAACAGAGGUGCAUAUGCUGGAAACCUAGAGGUCGUUCCCUUGACAUCGGACUUGGAUAUAUGCAGAACAAUUGUUGUCGCUCGUGGGGAGUCCAGGGCUGACCCAGACAAGAGACAUAUUCUCCGAAGUUACAGUCAUUAUCCCAACAAAGAGACUGGCAAUGCCCCUCUAAAUCCUGGUCCUAGUUGUGGUGCCUCUUUGUGGGAGGUGGGACACGCAACGAUGGCAGCACCAACCUAUUUUGAAAAGCAGGAGCUAGGAAGCUGGAGCUUCAAAUAUGGAGGAAUGCGUGCUUCAAACCCCACUGAAGACGCCGUCCAUGAACUACAAUUGUUAGAGCCAAUGCAGCCCCCAACGGUGGUCGUAAGCAUUGGGACAGGCGCCAGGCAUCACACGUCGAUGGGAAAUGGGGGUGUGGCGAACAUGCUCGCGCCUUUCAGGGGACUACUGGCAGCAAUAGGAGAUACCGACAAGGUCAACCGGAAAGUUGAGAAGCAACUAGGGCGUGGGAGUUCCUACUUCCGCAUCAACGAUCGGUCUGGUGAUUGGAACCGGGUGAUAAUGGAUCAGUGGAUUCCCUUGUUUGAAAAUGAAAGAAAACAAAGUCCAGGUCAGCAGACAAUGGGUGAAAUGCGGAACAUCGUGGAGAAAUAUCUGAAGGGUGGUGGCCAAGAAGAAAUGGAGCGAUGUGCUGAGAAACUUGUCAAACUGCGCCGCAGAAGAUUGUUGGCAGACCCAGAUCGUUGGGAGAGAUUUGCAUUGGUUUCGACUUUCCACUGUCCAAGCUGCCCUAAUAUCGAUACGUUUACUAGUCGUGCCGCGUUCGAGCGUCACUUUGAAAACAAUCAUCCGGGAGCAGAGUUGAACAUUGACCGAUACAAAAAUAUUUGGUCGUACGAGGGCCAGAGGAGGUCGUCGUGGUACAUUCCGUAG
Molecule: messenger RNA, 1116 nt
Organism: Talaromyces amestolkiae
Lineage: Eukaryota; Fungi; Ascomycota; Eurotiomycetes; Eurotiales; Trichocomaceae
Exons: 2
Coding region: 1-1116 (371 amino acids)
Biological process (GO): arachidonate metabolic process
Cellular component (GO): membrane
Source: RefSeq, a predicted model, not a curated record